AUGAAGAAACUACUGGUGUCAGCCGUGGUGGCUGCCUUGGCACCAGAGGCCAGGCCUGCCCUGCUCCGCCAGGGCCUCUCCGAAAGCUCAGGUGACCCACUGGAGGAGGAUGCGCGUGCGGCCAAAGAAGCCGAGAUCGAGGCAGAAGAGGCUGUUCACGAAGCAGAGGCUGCGUUGCAAGAAGAUGAAACGCCAAGGCGUGCCAAGGCGCCUCAGCUCUUUGCCACCAUUGCUGCCCUGAUGAAAGAAAAGGGCCUGCCCUACAAGGAGUUUGAGCCGAAAUGCAUGCAGCACAUGGAGCAGGUGAGCAGCUCUUUAGCUGAUGCCUACGGUGAUGUGCAGGUCAAGCACCUGCUCACCCAAGAGUGCCGCCUGGAAGCUGAAUUUCCCCGCACGGUGCAUGCAGGAUUCGAUGACGUCAAGGAAUGUCUCAAGUUUGCGGACAAGUUCGAUGAGGCCAUGCGGCAGGAUAGCUCCUUCAAGAAACUAUGCAGAGACUUCUUCCAGGCAUCUGAUCUUCCGGUCAGACCAGCAGCAACCAGCAAAAAGAGCACCACGGCCUCAGCAACGAACACCAGAGUGUCGAGUUGGUGGGACCGAGCUUACCGGGCGCCCGAUGUCAUGAAGGUGCCAGCGCAGGCACCAGAAAAGACAGGCAAGGAGGCUAUGGAUGAAGCCUUGGCGGAUGGAGCGGAAGGCCCGAAGGACCCGCAGGACGCAGCCGACGCAGCCUACGAGGCUGCGCUGCGCUCGGGCAAAAGCCCAGAAGAGGCAGCCCGCAUCGCCGCAUCAGCUGCGAGCAAGGCAGCAGAAAAAGACGCGGAAAGCUCUGGUAAAAGCCCCAAAGAAGUAGAGCAGGCAGCAGCUGCUGCUGCGUACAAGGCGGGCAUGUCCAAUGGCAUGACCGACCAAGAGGCGAAGGAGGCUUCCGCAGAAGUCGCCGAGGAGAUUAGAAGCACCAAAGCAAAAGCUUCAAAAAGCAGCUCAGAAAGCAGCUCCAGCCAGGCUGGCCAGGCUGGCCAGGCUGCAUCUGGUGAUGUGAGCAACACAGGUGGUGGGUCUGAUGGGUUGGGUGGCUCCGAGGGCCAGAAGGACGGAAACGCAAGCGGGGCAGGUUGGCUCCAGUGGCUUUGGUCGCUUCUUUGGGACUUUGAUGCUGAUGGAAUUGUGGCGGACACCGACCGCGAGACCUAUGCGACAGUUGGAACAGUCAUUGAUUCGUCGUAUUCCGAUCAGCAGGCGGAAGAGGUGUUGAGGUCUCAGUGCCUCUUGGACAAGGACCCUGUGUUUUUGGAAGGCGGUUGGAAUCCAGUUCCGGUACUGCUGCAGGAGUUCUCCACAAGGGAAGAGUCCUUCAUCAAAGCGAAGGAUUGCAAGCUCUUCGCAAAGCUGUACAUGAAGGCCCGAAAACAGGAGCUGCUUGGCAGUGACGCGUCCUACAAGAAGUUAUGCUCCGUGGCAGCCAAAGGAGCUAGGCUGGUGACCACUUUUCUUGCUGUGCAGGAAAAUGGUGCCAAGUCCCAACGCAGCACGCAAGAUUUGAAUGCCAUGCCUGUUGCAUCAGCACUGCUUUGUGGUCCUCCGGUGGCUUCGAGUUCCUGGUACUUCAUGUACAUGGAUCAAGCUGCAGCCUUAGCUGUAACUGACGCUGAUGCGAUGCUCGUCCAGGCAGGCGUUGAGGAAUCCUCCAAAGUGCGGGUGGUCUUCGCUGUGGCGUUGACGUUGCUGCCGGCUGCAGGGGAACAGCCCCUGGCACAGCUGUGGGCGAGCAGAGCCCCAACAGCGCAGGACCUUGGGAGGCGGCCUUCCCAUGAGCUUAAGGCUUUGCUACAAAGUAAGGGCCUUCAUUGCGAUGGCUGCGAGAAGGCAGAACUGGUGCAGAGAGUACUGGACACUUGGGACGAGGAAGUGCUUGAGGUUUCAUCUCCAGACGGUAAGCUUCGUUUGACGAAGGACAUCUUCAUGAAAAACCUGAAGAUGACCUACAAAAGGCAGCUGAAGCGGAAGCCAGAGGAUGGUGGACAUGAGCUCGCGGACGAUGAUGACGACAUGGACAGUGCCGAUGUACAUAUCCCUGACAUUGACAAGGUUUGGCGUGAAUUCAGCACCAAACUUGCAAAGGGUGAUGUUCAAACGGACAAUGCCGGUCAAAUUGUUUACGAGGUAGGCAGCCCCACGCCAGCACCGAGCUUGUGGGACAAGUGGAAAAUGUAUGGACUCAUGGCAAUGAACAUAUCCAUGCUGCUGUGUACACAGUUCUUGAAGAGGUAUAAGGGAUCCGAAGCAGCAGCAGAAGAGGUCCCUUCCGACAGUGGUCAAGAAGGCCCGGAAGAAGCCAAGAAGCAACCGAAAAAAAAGAAGGACAACAAAAAGAAGAGCUGA
Molecule: messenger RNA, 2382 nt
Organism: Symbiodinium pilosum
Lineage: Eukaryota; Dinophyceae; Suessiales; Symbiodiniaceae
Source: the annotation of a GenBank genome assembly